GUAACUGUCAAGUCUAAAAUGCCGAGUGAGGGCAAUUCUGUAAUCACACAUGGUCCAUCCUCCGCACUCUUUCACUGUGAAGAGACAGCACAAGCACACAGGUAGGAGCAGAUCAGUUGAAGAAAGAUGGUAGGAGGAGGUGGUCUAACUUACACGGUGAGUAUCGCAGUCCUAACAUGCGCACUCGCGCUCUGUCCAACCCUCCAUGCGAGCCCACAAGACCCAAAGAUACUCCAAGUCACAGACGAUCAUCAUUACUACUCCCACAAUCAGCUUCUAGGCACCGCCACAGAGCAUCACUUCCGGAGCUUCAUGGAGGAACACGGGAAAGAGUACUCUACGAGAGAGGAGUACGUGCACCGCCUCGGGAUCUUCGCCAAGAACCUCAUCAGAGCGGCGGAGCACCAGGCGCUCGAUCCCACGGCCGUCCACGGCGUCACGCCCUUCUCCGAUCUGUCUGAGGAGGAGUUCGAGGCGGCGUUUAUGGGAGUCAAAGGCGGCGGUGGGUCCCACUUGAACGAUGGUAUCGCCGGUACGGCGACCGUGAUGGAGGUUGGGGGUUUGCCGGAGAGUUUUGACUGGAGAGAGAAAGGCGCAGUUACUGAGGUCAAGAUGCAGGGUAUUUGCGGGGCGUGCUGGGCUUUUAGUACAACAGGAUCUAUUGAAGGAGCAAAUUUCCUUGCAACUGGGAAGCUUCUUAAUCUGAGUGAGCAGCAGCUUGUAGAUUGUGAUCACACGUGUGAUGCAAAAGAGAAGGAUGCUUGUAAUAAUGGAUGCUUAGGAGGCCUUAUGACAACUGCUUACAAGUAUUUGAUCGAGGUGGGAGGCUUAGAAGAUCAAGAUUCAUAUCCUUAUACAGGAAAAUGCGGCGAAUGCAAGUUCAAGCCCGAGAAAGUAGCUGUUAGAGUAAUGAAUUUCACCAAUGUCCCCAUUGAUGAAAACCAGAUAGCAGCUAAUCUUGUCCACCAUGGCCCUCUUGCAGUUGGAUUGAAUGCUGUGUUCAUGCAAACUUACAUCGGUGGAGUGUCGUGUCCGCUCAUUUGUGGCAAGAAAUGGCUCAACCACGGCGUUCUACUCGUGGGGUAUGGCUCGAAAGGCUUCUCCAUUCUCAGGUUUGGCUACAAACCUUACUGGAUAAUCAAGAACUCGUGGGGGAAGCGUUGGGGCGAGAGUGGUUACUACCGUCUCUGCAGGGGACAUGGCAUGUGUGGAAUGAACACAAUGGUCUCUGCUGUGAUGACUCAAACCUCCUAGAAUAUGUCUAUAUAUAUAUAUAUAUAUGCGAAGUUGUUCUGCUCCUGUAAUGGCUUAAAUGAGUGGUAACAUGUUGUGUGACAUGCAUUUUACUGUCUUGCAUGUCCACUUGCUUUGUUCUA
This is a messenger RNA of Cornus florida, 1376 nucleotides long. Its product is annotated as probable cysteine protease RD19D. Gene Ontology annotation, molecular function: cysteine-type endopeptidase activity. Bases 127 to 1254 code for a protein of 375 amino acids. Gene Ontology annotation, cellular component: lysosome. The record is from RefSeq and is a predicted model, not a curated record. The transcript is spliced from 4 exons. NCBI's taxonomy places the organism in Eukaryota, Viridiplantae, Streptophyta, Magnoliopsida, Cornales, Cornaceae.